CUCAGCAUCCGCUGACCGUUACUUUACGUGUCCGACCACUUCGUGGCUGAGCUGCUGUCGUUCCCAAUCACUUCCACUUUGUUAUAAUCCCACUGACAGUUGACUGUGGAAUAUUUAGUAGAGAGGAAACUUUGCAGGUGGCAUCUGAUCACGGUACCACGCUGGAGCUCACUGAGCUCCUGAGAGUGACCCAUUCUUUCACUAAUGUUUGUAGAAGCAGUCUGCAGGCCUAGGGGCUCGGCUUUAUACACCUGUGGCCAUGGAAGUGAUUGGAACACCUGAACUCAUUGAUUUGAAUGGGUGAAUGAAUACCUUUGGCAAUAUAGUGUACAUUGUUCACUGAAACAGUGCAGCUACAGCAGACUUUGAAAAUAGGAAAAACUCCGCUCUGAAACAGGUAAACAUUGCUCUAUACUAAAAAUAAUAAAGCAUUUUAUUAAUAUUAUAAUUAACAGCUCCAGUUGUUCAUACAUCUCUGGCUGUUUAUAUAGCCUAAGAAACUUAAGCUUCACAGCACCUCAGCCAAGACUGAUACUGGAAAACCGGUGUUUUACUAUUUUUGAGUAAUGGCUUGACAUUUAUGCACUGAAUUCAUUUAUUUGCUAAGUGACCUGAACACAUUUGUUUUGAUUUUAAAAUAACACACUUGUUGCUUUUAGUGUCCUUCAGUUUCCUUGCAGGCAUCUAUUGCGAUGUGGGAUUCAUAUCUGCAUAUCUACCAGUGAAUAUUUUUUUUUUUUUUUUUUUUUUUUUUUUUAAAUCUCGUCACAAGUCACAAAUACUGUGACUUGUGCAUGGAAUUGUGAUCAGUAGUGAACUCUCACCCACCCCUACGUGACUGAUAUUAACCCAGUGAGUGAGUUUAAAGUGGCUCGGAGUCUGAGACGUCCAGCGAUCGUCAGGUAAGAUGCCCUGUGUGUGACUGAGUGAAGUGAAGGUGCUGCAGUGAGUUGAAUUUCACUCUUCUGCCGUCUUUUGUUAAUGCGUUCAGAAACAGCCAGUCAGACCAAAUAACUACUUAACUUCCUAAACCUUCAGAGGGGGUUACACAAUAUUUACUUCCAAACAAAACACUCAUUGUUUCACAGCCAUUGUGUGUUUUAUACAUUUCCUUUAUUUAAUAUCUGCCUUACUGAUGAUAAACAGAUUUUGAAGGAGCUGCUGUGUGGAUUGCUGGAGUGUUGAUCAGUCUCAAUUUUAUGGGACACAUUUUAUAAAAGCUCGUAUUAGUGCAAACAUUUUCUUUAGGGUUUAUUUGCCUCGCACUCUGUGUACCUCUCUGCCUUGAAUGGACUUGUAUUAAUGUGUAUUAGGCCACCCCUGUCCAGAGUGCAUCCUGCCUCCUGCUGACUGCUGCGAUGGGCUCCAGCUCCCCCCACAACCCAGAAGAAUCCACCUUCGCAAACUGCAAGUGACAACUUGGCCAGAGACCUCCACAUCUGUUAAAGUAUGAGUGUAUUUAGAGCAGCAGGGGACAGUGCACCUGAGAGCUUCACAGCAGUCGAUCACAGCAUCAGAGGUCAAGUGGACAUCAGUGGUACCUGGAAAUGGCAUUGGUCAUCCAGUAAUCACCUCAAAAGGCCAGUUUGCUUGGCCCCACCUCGAACACCUCAAAGCAGGAGUUGCUCUUCAUAUCCUCGUUUCUCUCUCAACACAUUCAGCUGCCUCAAAUUUGCAUCAUCCUCCUGCACUGGGCAUCGCUUGGACACUGAAAAGGACAUCAAUGAAAAGCCAGUUAUGAGGAAUCUGCUGCUUAUCGUGUGGCUUGUCAUGUUUUCAGCAGCUGGGUUUGGUGAUAUCGUGUAUCUCAGCAGGCAGAGGAAUUCCUCUGUGGAGUUUUCCUGCAUGUCCACAAAUGUGAGCGCAAAGCCGUUUGCGUUUUCUCUGAUGCGUGACCUGGUGAAACCUGAAAAAGUGCUGUAUGAGUACUUUGGGAAAAGCCCUUCCAUUUUUAAUGAGAAAGACAAGAACGAGUUUGUUGUGCGGUUUGUUGAUUCAAGCCACCACCAAGUCACUGUGAACAUCUCACACCUGCUGGGGCGCCACACUGACCUGUACCACUGUGUCUUCCACUAUGAUUUUCAGAAGUUUGAGGAUUAUCCUGGCAAGCCAAAGUUUUUUCUCUAUGUUGAAGACUCCAUUCCUGAAGAGUGCAGUUGCUACAGUAAUGAGCCAUUGCUCUAUGCUCUGUCAGCUGUAGCAGUGCUGCUGUUCCUGUGCAUGCUGAUCUUCUCUGGAGUCUACUGUAAGAGGCCGCCCAGCACAGCCAAAAGCACUGCCAUUGUCGUCUAUGAGGAGAUGAACCAGACGAGAACAACAAAGAGCAAAAAGAGGCCGCCCAGCACAGCCAAAAGCACUGCCAUUGUCGUCUAUGAGGAGAUGAACCAGACGAGAACAACAAAGAGCAAAGUGUGCUCCCUAUGAUGCCCAGUUUGCCACCAGUGAUUCCUGGAAUUCCCUGUUAUGCCAGGCUUGCCACCAGAAUGAUGCCAAUUGCAGGAAUAAUGCCCCCCAGGCCCAGGAUGCCCCCUAUGAUGCCAGGCAUGCCCCCAAGUAAAAGACCUGGGCUUUGAUAUCACUGUUUGUCAAAGCUGUGAAAUCUGAGUGAAACAGAGAGCUGCUGUUGGAUCUGUUGGUGUGGACAGACAUAUAUUUUAUCUUCUGCAGGUGUGCUCCCUCAAGUUAUGCUGCACUUUCGGAAAUCGGUUCAUAAAUAGCUCUUGGACCAGUCAGGGACUAACGGUGGGGGACCCCUACCCAACCCCUUUGCCUUUGUGAUAUUUGUGGCAUCAACCACAUGAAGAAUAUUGCAGUUGAGAGAUGUUAUUUAAGCAUAGACAUGCUCCUCAGGGGCCAGAUCAUUUCAUAGGCUCCCGAGCAGCACAGCCGUGUAUGUAUUGGCCCUAUCAUCAUGGCAAAUUCAAGCCCUGCUGAUGCUACAGCCAUCCAUGGCAGGGAGUCCAAGAGAGGACAGCUGUCCUCAUUGUCUAUGGGUGGAUAGAAUGGACUCCAGCCCCCCCCCCCCCAUCACUCAGUGCGAUGGUGGAGUGCAUAUCUGCAUAGCUACUGCCAUUUGUUUCUUAAAUGCCAUUAUAAGUCUAAAAUAAUGUGACUGAUGCAUUGGAUUUUUAUUAGCUGUCGAGCUCAGUUCAACUUUUAAUAGAGAUUGUACAUACAUGUGAAGUGUGAAGCAAGAGCGUGAUGACCAGGCUAAU
Molecule: messenger RNA, 3215 nt
Organism: Pygocentrus nattereri (red-bellied piranha)
Lineage: Eukaryota; Metazoa; Chordata; Actinopteri; Characiformes; Serrasalmidae
Exons: 10
Coding region: 1450-2424 (324 amino acids)
Biological process (GO): adaptive immune response
Cellular component (GO): membrane
Molecular function (GO): signaling receptor activity
Source: RefSeq, a predicted model, not a curated record